CGAUACGUCGUGCAUUUACUCACGAUCAUUCAGUCUGUUAAAAGUUUUUGUCGUUAUAAUUACGUUCUUUAAGUUUUUAACUCGCAGGAUCAUCUUCAUUGAUACUUUUUGUUAUCGUUUUUCGGUGUAAAAAAAAAAAGGGAAAAGAAAAAAUUAAUCAGGAUUUAUUAUAGUUGGAUAUAUUGAUCGAAUAUGCGCAGUAUCUGAUCGAGGACAUUCUAACAUGUUUCAUCUCUAACCAAUAUUGCCAAUGGUAUCUGUAUUAGCUGGUAUGUCACGUAACCGUUAGAUGACGCCUCUGGUCUGGUGGGUGUUGCUGGCGAUGCUCUUCGGCCACGCCAGGAUCGUCCCGGCAAGGACUUAUAUUUUCGAUAACGCAUGCGUAGUUUUCUGCCGCGCGGAGAACCUCUCAGUGAACGAGGACGAGGUCCACGUUAUUUCUCAGUUAGUCGAGGAAGGCCGUCGUGGCCGUGAAGUGGACGACCUCUUAAACAAGCUUUGUCUUGAAUCAGUAGAGAGCAGACAUUUUUGUCAUAAUAUUUUUAAAUAUCUUCGAGAUCGACAACGAUGCGAUUGCCGAACGAUUUCUCCUUCUUUGUCGUUGAACGAUCGAGAGAAAGAGAGUAUCGAUCGGUUACGAAUUUUAAACAAACUCUCCGACAAAUUUCAACGAUCGCAACAAGCAUCACAACAACAACAAAAACAAGAAGGACAAAGACAAGAAGAACAGCAUUUAAUGAUGGCGAAGAUGACGAUGACGGUGAACGGAAGAGAUAUAUCCAAGGACGAAAAUUUCGUUCCCCGCAUCUUGGACGUUAAUAAUCAACAAGCAAGCAGUGCACCUAAUCCUUCAGGCUCAGACGAGAUCGACUGGGAUAUGUGGUGCAUGGCUCAGUGCAACAUCGGCCACGGAGGAAGUGCCUGCAAUUGUGACAUCAUUCCUUGAAAUUGUUGGUUUUGUUUUUUCUUCCCUUUUUUUCUACCUUCCUUCCUCUUUUUCUUCUCUUUUUCCGUUUUUUUUUGUUCUCUUCUUUUCGAUGACGAGCGAUGACGAACUCCUUUCCUUUUUAUUUUAUUUUUUUCUAUUAUUUUCGAUGAAUAACAACUAUAGAACACGGCAAGUUUCUAUUUUGCCCAAUCGAGAGCCAGACGAAUUUACAUAUCUCCUAGAUGAUAUAUAGGCGUGUCUAGGUCAGUCAUGUUCGAUCAUACGUGACCAUUAGAAUCUUAAUUGAGAACGAUGUUCUUCUAUAUACAUACACACACAUAUAUAUAUAAACAUAUAUAUAUAUGUACAUAUAUAUACACACACAUACAUAUAUAUGUUGUACGUAGGUUUAUUAAUUAAUUAAUUAUAAUUAAACAAUUGAUGUAUAACUUUUUAAGGAUAUACAAAAAAUUUCUUUCUUUUUCUCUCCUUUAAAAUAUCGUCUCGUUCUAUGUUUUCUUUUCCUUUUCAUUUCUUUUUGUCCUCUUUCUCUCUCCCUCUCUCUCUCUCUCUCUCUCUCUCUCUCUCUCUCUCUCUCUCUCUCUCUCCUUUUUUCUCUUUUUCGAUAUAAUCGAAUGUUCAAAAUGUAUAAUAUACUUCGAAGAUCAUCGUUCAUACAUACAUCAUUUAUUAUCUCAUUCGAGCUUUUAUUAAUAGAUGUAUAAAAUGAAAAAUCUUCGAUAUAUAAUAACUUAAAUUUUAUAAAUAUCUAUUCCGAGGUAAUAGUUUGUUAUCGGGGUAUAAGAAGAUUUUUACUUAAAUUUAUAUCGUAUAUCGCUUAUUAUUUAAUCGCAUUUUAGAUCGGUAAGAAUGUUAAGAUCGCUGGGUCGAGUUCACACGAUAAAGAAAAAUCAAAAAAAAAAAAAAAAGAAAGAAAGACAAACACGUUAUAGGUGGAAAAAUCCACGGUCUUUCGAAAUUUGUUUGUUCAUUAGUUUUCUUCUUUUUUCUUUUUCUUUUCUUCUUUUUUUUGGACGAUAUCCGAUGAAAUUUUCGCAUAUGAAAUUUUAAGCGUGUGAACACGACUUUGGUGUGAGAUGUGUGUAUUAUGCAAUAAAUGAUAUUUAUGUAAUAUGCGAGGUUUGUAACACGGCAAACGUAGGUUACAUGUUCUCGCGCGAUAAAAUUGUUUAAUAAUAAUUAUUAUCGUAUAUUGUCGUUUUUAGCUUUUACACGAAAUACAUUUCGACUAUUUUUAAUUAGAUACCUAAUAUAAUACAACGUUAGUAUAGUGUAUAUAGUUUUAAGAUUAAAAUUUAGGAAAACGAAUGAUAACAAAAUCGAAGUCUUCCAAUUAAACAAAUUCAUUUGCGAUUAAUUAAGUUGAUUCUUAAUAAGCGUAGAGGCUAAUUCAUCCACCUAAUACGUGUUAUCGUUGAUAAUGAUAAGGAAAAAAAUUGUCUUCGUAUUUUCUUCGGCGAAGGAAAUGAAUCCUUUUGUGUCUCCUCUUUCUCUUUCUCUUUCUAUCUAUAUAACUAUCUAUCUAUCUAUUUGUCUAUCUAUCUUAUCCUGUUUCUCUCUUUCUGUCUCUCUCUUUCUCUCCCUCUCUCUUUCUCCUUCUCCAUCUCUUUCCUUCUAUGGCAAGAAGUAAUCUUAUACAUGAGAUAAGAAAACUAUACAGCAAUAUGUUAGUUAAUCUUGCGCCGUUAAAAAAGAAGUUGUGACGCGACAAUAAGACGUAGAUUUUAGAAUGCCUAUAUACAAUGUAACGGUACCAUCUUCGUAUUUUUGACGAUCGCGAAUUUUUAUAGUACAUAAGUAUGUGUAUACAUGUUUGCGUUCAAUUUUUUUUUUAUAUAAUUAUAAAAGAAACUAAGGAGUUCGUAGACAUAAUCGCAAAAAUCUUUGUUUUUAUAACUAACAUUAUAUUGCUUGCAAAUUUUAUUUAUGUAACAAAUGUUCAAAAUUAUUUUAUUAACUCAUGUAACAAACUUUUUAUCGGUGACUAUUCGAAGGUUAAUUUUUUUAUCUAUUGUUUUACACGAUGCGAUCGCUAGAAAUAGGCCGAAGGUAGAGAUCCAAUAAUUCAUUAGUUGGGCUAUUAUAUCUUUAAGCAAAUUUGUAAAUAUUCAUACAUUCUAUUAUUAAAAAAAAAAAAAAAAUAGAAUGAUUUGAAAAGGAGAUAAAACGGGGUACCAAAUUAUAUUUAGGAAAUAUAUAUAUAAUAUAUAUAUAUAUAUAUUUAUAUAUAUAUAUAUAUUAAAAUUUACAAUCAUAUCGUAAUAUUAAUACGUGAUAUAUAAUAUAAUAUUAAAUAACUUUAAAUUUAAUCGCAAACGUAACGAUAAAAUUAAUGAUAUGAAUAAAUUCAUCAGUAAACAA
Molecule: messenger RNA, 3310 nt
Organism: Vespula vulgaris
Lineage: Eukaryota; Metazoa; Arthropoda; Insecta; Hymenoptera; Vespidae
Exons: 3
Coding region: 290-946 (218 amino acids)
Source: RefSeq, a predicted model, not a curated record